Messenger RNA from Nematostella vectensis (starlet sea anemone), 1937 nucleotides. Its product is annotated as elongation of very long chain fatty acids protein 4. Bases 129 to 926 code for a protein of 265 amino acids. Gene Ontology annotation, molecular function: fatty acid elongase activity. Lineage: Eukaryota; Metazoa; Cnidaria; Anthozoa; Actiniaria; Edwardsiidae. The transcript has 8 exons. The record is from RefSeq and is a predicted model, not a curated record. Gene Ontology annotation, cellular component: endoplasmic reticulum membrane. Gene Ontology annotation, biological process: fatty acid elongation, saturated fatty acid; very long-chain fatty acid biosynthetic process; sphingolipid biosynthetic process.
UGAGUAGAUCCAAGCUGUCAGUCAUAGCUCGUUCUUUUCAAGCAGUGCAGCGAGCAAGGUGAAUUGCAGCGUCUAAAAGCUCAAUUUACUGUACCUUGUAGCACGGGCAGCUCGCUAAACGAUUGAACAUGACAUCUACACAGAGACUUGCAGAUGUCUACCAGAUAGUGACCUCUGUCGGAGAUCCCCGUCUGCAUGAAUGGCCGCUGAUUGCGACUCCAUGGCCUUGCUUAUCCUUGAUGGCAAUGUAUCUGUUCAUUGUUAAAGUUGGACCAAAGUUUAUGGAGAAUAGAAAGGCUUGGGACCUCCGAGGUGUCCUUGUGGUGUAUAACUUUGCGCUGGUUCUGCUCUCUGCAUACAUGGUUUAUGAGUUUAUUGCCUCUAUUCUGAGUAUUCCUGAGUUCAAUCUGAUGUGCCAAGAUGUCAGUUAUGAGGAAGACCCCCGACUAAUGAGACUAGCAAGAGUUUGCUACAUCUACUACUUGUCUAAAUUUGUUGAAUACUUUGAUACCUUCUUUUUUAUCUUACGCAAGAAGAACAACCAAAUAUCGUUCCUUCAUGUGUACCACCAUGCCUCCAUGUGCCUUCUGUGGUGGAUGGUGUGUAAGUGGAUUGCUGGUGGUGUUUCAUACUUUGGAGCUGCAUGUAACAGCUUCAUCCAUGUCAUCAUGUACUUAUACUAUGGCUUAUCAGCUAUGGGACCAUCUGUACAGAAGUACCUCUGGUGGAAGCGCUACCUGACCAAAAUGCAGUUGAUUCAAUUCUUGGCCCUCAUUUAUAUGGCUGUCUAUGCACUUUGGCACGAUGGCUGUGGAACACACAAGUUCUUUCAGUGGGUGCAGUUUGGCUAUGGAAUGUCUCUCCUGGUUCUGUUUUCAAAUUUCUAUUUGCACACUUACCUUAAGAAACCAAGCAAAAAAGAGUAAAAUUAGUUGAAGAGGAAGUUUAGUAGUAGAGAGCAAACAAUCCUUGUGUUAGGUGAUCGUAAAUUGCAGUACUUUCUGCUUGUUUAUGGGACUGGAUCUUAAAUGACCAACACCUAUUUUACUUUUUCAAAUAACCAAUUGUGUUAUAUAUAUACAUCAUGCUAAAAUCAGGGAUGUUAAAUCUUUAGCAUUUAUUUUUUGUUAUCUUCCUGUCUAUUAUUUUACUGAUUGAAAUUUCAUUUUGUAUUUCUUAUAUUCGGAGGUAUCUCAUAUCGGAAUCUCUUUUUUCAAGUUCUGAGGCUUAAUAUGCCUGUAUUGAAUGCAAUACCAGUUGCAAGCAAAGAUACUGUAAUCUACAUUAAAGUGACUAUAGUAAACAUUAUAACUAGGUAGCAUUAUAUUUUACUUAACCUUAUUUUCCAUUUGAGGUCUUCUACCACUUGUAAAAAAGGUUUGACUCACCUUAGCUACAGAGGGAUCACACAUGUCUGGUUAAUAGCUGUGUUUAAGAUCUGUCGCUUGGGGUUUCACUUGAACUUCUUAUAAAACUAUUUCUCUUAAUUAGACUAAUGCUGUAUUCACACCAAACCCAUGUUUAGUUAAACAAGGUUUUUCUUUGCCUGAUAACUUGCCAAGUUUCUCAUUGUGUUGAAUUCUUACUAGCUAAAUGAUCACUUAGUAACAUGUACAGCACAGUCUAUUCAGUUUUGUUCAUGGUUCUUGAUUGAGAUUUGAACCAGUUUAAUUAAACCACCUUUAAACUGGUUUAAGUGCUGGUGUGAAUGCGGUAUAAGAAUUUAGAGACUGGUUUAAAACUAAAAUCGAAAGAUUAAACAAUAUUAUGGGCCUCGGCCAGUGUAGUAUUGGAAAAAAAGUUUUUUCCUCAUCAUAUUGUUAAUUAGGUUCUUCAAUAUUAUGAAAAGUGGACAAAUGUGUUUUAGAAAUAAAGUGUAAAAUUCCAAACGAAAAUUACCAUUUUCUCUAAUAAUUAAAUUUUGUUGAUCAACAUAA